Myxocyprinus asiaticus (Chinese sucker) is the source of this 2641-nucleotide messenger RNA. Its product is annotated as B-cell receptor CD22-like. The record is from RefSeq and is a predicted model, not a curated record. NCBI's taxonomy places the organism in Eukaryota, Metazoa, Chordata, Actinopteri, Cypriniformes, Catostomidae. The transcript has 8 exons. Bases 33 to 1235 code for a protein of 400 amino acids.
CUUGAGAAUAACACUGAAGCACAGUUUAUGAUAUGGUCUGCAAAUGCACGUUGAAAAAUAUGAUAUAUAUGUUGGUUGUAGGUGUUGCUAUGGUGAUGUCAGUCAGAAUGGCUCCAUUUCAUCUGAUCUUUCUGCUCAUUGUUCCAGGGGUUUGUAGUGCUGAUCAUUGGGGUGUGAGUUACAGCCGCCCAUACAUCUGCGCACUAAAUGGCUCAUCUGUGAUAAUGCCCUGUACUUAUACAUACCCUCCUGGAUAUAAAGUCAUAAAGGUAAACUGGGUCAUAUAUAGGCCUAAUGCUAGAAAUGAUAAGUCUCCAGAUCUGUCUGAGGACUCUGAAUACAGUCAGAGGUUUCAGUAUCUGGGAGAUAAACGGCAGAUCUGCACCAUCAGACUGAAUGAUGUGACACAGAAGGAUGCACACAAGUACUAUUUCAGAUUCAUUACUAAUAAACCUGGUGGACAAUGGACUGAUGCUCCUGGAGUUACUCUUGAUGUCACUGAUCUGCAGAUAGAGACCCCCGCGAGCGUGACAGAGGGAGAUACAGUCAGUCUGACAUGUAAAAGCACCUGUAAUCUGACUGACAGAGCAACAUUCAUCUGGUUGAAAAACACACAGUCAUUAACUGAGAGAAACAAUAAACUUCUCCUGCAGUCAGUCAGAAGAGAGGAUGCAGGCAGAUAUAGCUGUACUGUACACGGACUUACAUCACCUCAUGUUUAUAUUGAUGUUGCAUACUCACCCAGGAAUGUGUCAGUGUCCAUCAGUGGAUCUGGUGAAAUAGUUUUGGGUGAUUCAGUGACUCUGACCUGCAGCAGUGAUUCAAACCCACCUGUUCUGAACUACACCUGGUUUAAUGAGAAUGAAAGCUCAGCUGUUGGAUCUGGACAGAGUUACAGUGCACUACAGAGUGGAUUCUUCUACUGUGUGGCUCAGAAUCAACAUGGAUCUCAGAGAUCAGCUGCUGUAUUGGUCACUGUUGAAGGUAGUUCUGGUCUUUGGCUUGUAGUUGUUGGAAUUGCUGUUGGUGUUGGAUUCUGUGUAGGUGCAGCUGCUCUUAUUGUUGUGUUGUGUAUUUGUAAGUGCAACAGGAGCAAAGGCAACACUGUCAGAAUAGAGUAUGAGAAUGUUAAGUCCAGUGAUCAGACAUAUACAGCUCUUGACCUCAAGUCCCAGUCCUCUGAUGUGUACAACACACUCAAUAUUGCUGAAAGGCAGAAAGUUCAGCUGUCUUGAACAUUUGAAGAUCGCUAAACCGUCCCAAUCACUUGAAUCUAGCUAUACAACUGCACCAGAUACUCAUUGAAAAUCAAUGGAUUCAUUCUCUCUAUUUAUCCACUUCACUUGUUACACAUCAUAAUUCAACAGUCUCUUGGGAUUUUGGACCAGUGCACCUACAGUAGUCUUGCAGUUAAAUGUGUGAACAGUGUAUCAUAAACAUAGAUAUACCACCACUUAGAUACAUACACUGUUGGUCUAAAAAAAAAAAAAAUGUUUAGUUAAAAUAUGUGCUUAUUGUUUAUGAGGACCUAUAAUGUCAAAAGAAAAUAAUCUGUUUUUAGGUGUAAGUGCACCCACUCUUCUGACACCAGACCCAGACAGCUUCAUGCGUCUCUCUCCCGUCUGCCGCUGUGAAAGUAAUUCGCCACUUAUCUUCCUGGCCUCGCUCUGCCCAGACGCCACUCGGCUCUGCCCUUCUCACCACAUACCCCCAUUGCCAAACUCAGGUCGGGGAUUUCUCUGGCCUAUGACCUACUCCCCCCCCCCAUUUCUAUAGAGGGAGCAUCGACAGGUCACACCGGUCUCCAGAUCUGACCUGUGCGUGCCUGGGAGGGGGAACAGGACGAAAGAGAGGAGAAAGGGAAGAGGAGGGGUGGGAAUAACAAAAGGGAAAGAGAAAGCAGAGAGGGGAGAGAGAGGAGCUCGCUGGCCCCAGAUACGCCAUCAAAUGGUCCUCGGCCCACUGUCCUGCUUCUGUCCGCGACACCGGAUGAUGGCACUGGACCCCUUGGCCAUUCCUUCCAGUUGCUGGUUGACACGGGACUCCAGCGCCACCGGAUCAAACACUCCCUCGCCAUCGCGACCCCCAGUCAGCGGCAAGGACUCCUUGGAUGGCGCACCCUUCCUCAUUCACGGGUUUUGGCACCAGUGUAACAAUUAAAGAUGGCAAAGGAGGAAGCUGGGACCGGCUUGACAAACACGUAGACAUUUAAUAACACUUUUCAGUGUAUAAAGAAACAAAAAUGCAUGUAUUUAUUAGAAACAAACUUUACUGAUCCAUGUCUCAUCACUCCAACACAGCAGUACUUCUCUCAGUGUUGCUGUUACACAAUGUCAUCAAGUGCGCUAUAAUGGUAUUGGCAAAUAAUACACAAGCAUGUUUAAUAUACUAAUUAAAUAAAUGUAUUUAAUUGUUAGUACAAUUAAUUAAUAUAGGCUAUGUAUUAAUUCAGAAUACAGAAGUUAUAAUAACUAGGAUUAAUAGCUGCUUAAUAGCAGUUAUGAUUGAUUAUUUAAAUUGUUGAAUGAGGCUUCUCUCUUUUCCACUGACUGUCAUUUUUAACUGUUUAAAGAGUUUUACAGAUUAAAAAACAUGGGUGCCUUGAUUCUGAAGCAUUAAACCACUACAUCAUGAAUUUAUU